Messenger RNA from Phaedon cochleariae (mustard beetle), 462 nucleotides. The record is from the annotation of a GenBank genome assembly. NCBI's taxonomy places the organism in Eukaryota, Metazoa, Arthropoda, Insecta, Coleoptera, Chrysomelidae.
AUGAGGCACGUUGGCGAAUGUGACAUGCCAGGGAGAUUUAGAGCAUGUUUAGAGGCUCACACGGCCGAGCUGGAAACGGAACGGGCCAUAUACGAGCUGUCAGAAGUCACAAAGAACUGUGCUAUAACCACAGUACUGUCAAAUCUACACGGGCGCUCAGCUAGCAGAGAAAAUGUAUCCUACAUCCACCAGAAGUCCCGCUUCACCGACGACGACGUCCCGCCGCCGCCGUCGCCGCCACACGUUGCCGCCGUGCACCGCCGCCAGGGGUCGCUCGAGAAGGGUCGGCGAGGCUCCAAGGAGAGGGAGCCGGCGCUCGGGGGCGGCGGCAAGGAGACCUUCAUCACGGGCUCGUUCGAGGUGCCAGUCCAGAAGAAUCAAUGGAGCUCUGAGAGGGAAUUGGGAGGCAAGGAAACAUUCAUAACGGUGAGUGCUUUCGUGUUAUGUGCAAAAGAGGAUUAA